AAUGAACAGAUCAAAUGAUUGAGCUUUUAAAUUCACUUGAAUUUUUAAUUGUCAUCUAAUAAUCGUUCAUACCUGUUAAUUAUCAUUAUUCAACGAAUCAGAUUACUAAUUAUUUGGUAGAAAAUGUUAAUCCAAGUGAAAGAGUUUCAUGGUAGUGAGAAAGCUCUUCAGGUUCCUUCCGAUGCUACAGUGGUACGAUUAAAGGAGGAGAUAUCAAAGUCAUUCCAGUUACCUGUUCAUAAUCAGCGAUUAAUGUAUAAAGGGAAAACUUUGGCAAAUGACAAAACUCUAAUGGAUUACAAUUUUGAAGAAGGUUCCAAAGUUAAUCUAUUCAAGGUUUUCGAAGGAGCAUCUGAGAAUCAGCCCCCUGGAUUUUGGAAUGAUUUGAGUAAUUUUCUAAGAGGAUACUAUGAUGGAGAAGAUGUUAAUAAGAUAAUUGAUUACAUGAAGAAAGACAUAUCCGGUAAUGUAGACAAAUUAAGUUUGGAAGAUAUUGAAAGAUUAGCUUAUGAAAGGAUAAAUUUGGAUAAAAAUUAAUCGAAUCGCGUAAACAAAAAAACAAAAGACAAAAUCAAUCCUACGGAUCAUCAACACAAUUAUUGUUUUUACUGAUCAACUACAAUUACCAAGAUUAAACGAAAGUUGAAAUUUCUAACUUCA
Panonychus citri (citrus red mite) is the source of this 660-nucleotide messenger RNA. Its product is annotated as ubiquitin-like protein 4A. The transcript has 3 exons. Lineage: Eukaryota; Metazoa; Arthropoda; Arachnida; Trombidiformes; Tetranychidae. Bases 124 to 537 code for a protein of 137 amino acids. Gene Ontology annotation, molecular function: protein binding. The record is from RefSeq and is a predicted model, not a curated record. Gene Ontology annotation, biological process: post-translational protein targeting to endoplasmic reticulum membrane.